GAAGCUUACAUCGCUUUACAUGGUAAUAGUAGUGUGAUACACAGAUCGAUCGCUCAAAUGUCUUCUAAUAUAUUCUACCUUUGGAAUGGCGGAGAGGAAAAAGCAGGGCAAGCGGAACAACUCGUGAUUGAGGAUCCGUCUACGGGCGAGACAAUCGCGCAUUGCCACGCGGCAUCUAUCGAAGAUGUUAAUGAUGCCGUGAACUGCGCCCACCAGGCUUUUCUGUCCGGUAUCUGGUCCAAGGCUCCGCGUCAUGAACGAGCGGACGUUCUUGACAAGAUCGCUGAGCUUUUGACAUCCAACCUCCCAAGACUCAUUGAUCUGGAAGUUCGCCAAACAGGACGCGCAAUACGGGAGAUGAGAGCGCAAGUCCCGAGCUUGGUGAAGUGGUUCAAAUAUUAUGCGGCUCAUAUUCGCACCGAAGAACGAGCUGUACUUCCAACGGUCGGAAAGCUGCACAAUUGGGUUGACCGCAAGCCAUUGGGGGUCGUUGCACAGAUAACACCAUUCAACCAUCCUAUGCUCAUUGCGGUCAAAAAGAUUGCACCAGCAUUAGCAGCAGGUAACGCCGUCGUCUUGAAGCCAUCAGAAUUAACGCCCCUCACGUCCAUUGAACUUGGGAAAUUGUUUAAACAAGCAGGUCUACCGGACGGCCAUUUCUUUGUAUUGCCUGGUGAAGGUUCUACGACAGGAAGAGCGCUUGUUGAACACCCGCUAGUCAAGAAAGUGGACGUGACUGGUGGGACUCCAGCAGGCCGUGCAAUUGGAGCGAUAGCGGGCAAGAAUCUUGCCCAUUUUACUGCAGAACUUGGAGGCAAAGCUCCUCUCGUGGUUUUUGAACAAGCCGACAUUGACUUAGCUGUCAACGGGAUUGCCUUUGGAGGUUUCAUUGCCAGUGGACAAACAUGUGUCGCAGCUACGCGCGUGAUUGUCCACAAUAGCAUCAUGGAAGCCGUGACUGAAAAGUUACUACAGAAAGCGGAGUCGAUUGAGAGGAGAAUGGGGUCGCCAAGCAACCCAGAGUCUACAAUGGGCCCACUGAUAUCUGCGAAGCAGCUUGUCAACGUGCGAAGUCUAGUGGACGACGCUCGCGAGGUGGGAGCCCGAGUCCUUUGUGGCGGACAACGAAUGACUGGUCAAUCUGUUCUAGAUGGGACAGACUUCUCUCACGGCUAUUAUUAUCCUCCAACCGUACUUACGGAUGGAUCAACUGUUAAGAUUACAGACGUCCGAAUCUGGAAAGAAGAAGCAUUUGGUCCCGUCCUUGUAGUCGCUGGCUUCGACAGCGAAGAGGAAGCCAUUGCGCUUGCGAACGACUCAGAGUUUGGUCUCGGCGCUGCUAUCUGGACGCAAGAUCUUUCUCAGGCUUUCAGAGUUGCGGAAAGAAUCGAGGCGGGUAUCUGCUGGGUAAAUACUCAUCAUAGGAAUGAUCCAAGUAGUCCGUGGGGUGGAAUGAAAAACUCUGGCGUCGGAAGUGAGAAUGGCAUUGAUGCUUACAAUGCGUACACUGUUGCAAAAAGCACAAUCAUCAACUUUGCAUCUGCAACCGAGAGUCUUCAGACCGAGGACUGGUUUAGAGAAGGGUCUGGCAAUGUUCGGUAUGGGUAGUUACAUUUUUCUUGAUGCCCAUGUGGUGGAUGGAACACACGUGAUUGCGCUCAAGGAAAGGGUAUAUAUUCAUGUAUACGCUGUAAGCAUAUGAAAGUUCCAAUAAGGAACUAAGGGUAUUCUCAUCUCCGAAAAUCUAUCUACUAUACAACCUUGUAAACCUAUGUUCUAGCAGCUCUAGAUGUUUUUGUUUUGCGAAUGCCUGUCAUC
This is a messenger RNA of Aaosphaeria arxii CBS 175.79, 1818 nucleotides long. RefSeq names its product betaine aldehyde dehydrogenase. Gene Ontology annotation, molecular function: aldehyde dehydrogenase (NAD+) activity. Bases 58 to 1608 code for a protein of 516 amino acids. Lineage: Eukaryota; Fungi; Ascomycota; Dothideomycetes; Pleosporales. The transcript is spliced from 4 exons. The record is from RefSeq and is a predicted model, not a curated record.